AUGACCGAAUUUGGUUUUAGCGCUUCAUCAUCUAAUUCUGAGCUCAAUCAAGAAGCUCAGCAGCAUGAUGAAGCCCAAGUAAUAAAGUUUAAUGUACCUUACGCACCCGAACUCAGCGAAGAUUAUUUGAUAGAAAUAUUAACUCCAUAUAAAGAGACAAUUGAUAAACUCCAAGCAUUCUUUUUAUGGAGACGACCGAUUCAAUUGAUUCUUGUUUUACUAUAUAUUAAUUUUUGGGCAAUAAUAAUAUAUUUAUUAAAUUUAUCAUUUAUUAACAUCUCGAUUAUCAUUACAGUUUCCUUUGUAUACAUUAUGAUGAUUCAUGAGCGUCAUGGUGUCGUUUCAAAUAUAUUCUUCCCACCUGUUCCUGUAGAUUAUGAUUCGACAGCAUCAAAUAGAAUUUACCCGCUUGAAAAUAUAGCACAUAUCAUAUCUAUAUUUGUAAGCCGCUUUUACUCUUUUUAUAAUAGUUGUUUUACAAAAUUAUCAGACUUAUCAUUUGUCGGCCAGCUUUCAUGGAUAUCAAUUUUGGUAUGUAUGUUCAUAUUCUUCAAGAUUGUACGGACAUUUUGGAUCGUUAUGUUUUUCAUUGAUGGUUUAUUAAUUUUACCAGGAUUUCUUUUCAAUCCGGCUAUUUAUCCAAGCAUUUCUGAUAAUAUGCAGUGGGUUUUGACUAUAAUAUCUCCUAAAUUACGCGAUUAA
Trichomonas vaginalis G3 is the source of this 702-nucleotide messenger RNA. RefSeq lists its product as uncharacterized. The coding region runs from base 1 to 702 and encodes 233 amino acids. Lineage: Eukaryota; Parabasalia; Trichomonadida; Trichomonadidae. The transcript has a single exon. The record is from RefSeq and is a predicted model, not a curated record.